AUGCAUCUUUCCUUUUUCUGCGAACCAGAUCGAUCGAACUUCCGCCUCGGUUCCUUAUCUCAUCUGCUCAAUCGUCACCAGUGGCAUUACCGUGACCUCCCCGAUUGGCCAGCGAUCCCACCAGAUCCGUGGUCCAGGGUAGUAAAGACUACUCCAGAUGGAACAUCUACAGUAAAUUCUGAAUCGCAUUCACCAGCUUCCGCAAUCCGUACAAGCGCAUCAGGGGGCAAGCCGGGCAACCUCGUCUCCUAUGAUGACUUCUUUUCGGAAUCAGAUGGUUCGACGACCGAGGAUGAUGCUGAUGGUGUGGCAGAUGACCUCGUGGAAGAAAAAAUCAAGGAGAACAAAGAUCUGCUGGUAUGCUGGAUUAAUUUCGUCAACCCCACGUUUUUUUUCACACGUUCAUUUAAUUGUGUAAUCAUACACGCACUGGUAGGCUUGUUGCCUAUCGUGAAAGAAUUGAACCCAUCUGUCAUAUUGGCCGCAUUCGGAGUGCAGUUCCAUAAUACUGUCAAUCUCUAG
Opisthorchis viverrini is the source of this 522-nucleotide messenger RNA. RefSeq lists its product as hypothetical. The coding region runs from base 1 to 522 and encodes 173 amino acids. The record is from RefSeq and is a predicted model, not a curated record. Lineage: Eukaryota; Metazoa; Platyhelminthes; Trematoda; Opisthorchiida; Opisthorchiidae. The transcript has a single exon.